AUGGGGACCACGUCCAGAGCAGCCUUGGUCUUGGCCUGUUUAGCUGUUGCUUCUGUAGCUUCUAAGGGAGGCACCAAGGCUUCAGGGCAGAGGGAGCUGGGGCCAGUGCACCUCACCCACCCCCUUCAAGAAGUUGGCUAUGCUGCACCCCCUUCCCCACCUCUGACCAGAGCUCUCCCCAUGGAUCACCCUGACACCUCUCAGCAUAGCCCUCACUUUGAAGGACAGAGUGAAGGUAAGUCUCAGUUGCACCUCUAUGUUUCUAGUCUGACUUACUUCCUGAUCUUCAGAAUGGGAGGGGAAGAAGGAGUGGGCUACUUACACACUCUGCUUUCUGUAGUACAGCCAUCUCCAUCUCAGAAAGCCGCCCCUGUCCAAGAGGAGCUGCCCCCUCCCCAACUCCCUGUGGAAAAGAAAGGCGAUCCACCUCUCCCUCAAGAGGCCGUCCCCCUACAAGAAGAGCUGUCCCCUCCCCAGGUCCCUGUUGAACAGAAGGAAGAAAAGCUGGCUCCCUUCAUGGACCACAGCCCCCCAGAGCCAGAGUCUUCGAAUCCAACCCAGCGCUGCCAACAGGGCCGACACCAAGGUGGCUGGGGCCACCGGCUGGAUGGCUUCCCCCCUGGGCGGCCUUCUCCGGACAAUCUGGACCAGAUCUGCCUUCCUAAUCGUCAGCAUGUGGUGUACGGCCCUUGGAACCUGCCACGGACUGGCUUUUCCCACCUUGUUCGUCAGGGUGAGGCCCUCAAUUUGCUAGAGACUGGAUAUUCCCGCUGCUGCCGCAGUCACAGCUACACAAACCGCUUGGACUGUGCAAAAGUCACGUGGGAGGACGCAAUGACCCGGUUCUGUGAGGCUGAGUUUUCUGUCAAGACCCAACCCCAUUGGUGCUGCAAACGUCAGGGGGAGGCUCGAUUCUCCUGCUUCCAAGACGAAGCUCCCCGGCCACACUACCAGCUCCAGGCCUGCCCCAGCCACCAGCCUGGUAUUUCCUCAGGUCCUGAGCUGCCUUUUCCCCCUGGGCUACCCACAGUGGACAAUAUCAAGAACAUCUGCCACCUAAGACGCUUCUGCUCUGUGCCACGCAACCUCCCAGAUACUGACCCCAUCCAAAGGCAGCUGCAGGCUCUGACCCGGCUGGAGGGGGAGUUCCAGCACUGCUGCCGGCAGGGGAACAACCACACCUGUACAUGGAAGGCCUGGAAGGAUACCCUUGAUGGCUACUGUGAUCAGGAAAAGGCUACAAAUACCCACCACUACUCGUGUUGCCACUACCCUCCUAGCCCUGCCCGAGAUGAGUGCUUUGCCCGGCAGGCUCCCUAUCCCAACUAUGACCGGGACAUCUUGACCCUGGACCUCAGCCAAAUCACCCCCAACUUCAUGAGUCAUCUCUGUGGAAAUCAAAGAGUUCUCACCAAGCAUAAGCAGAUUCCUGGGCUGAUCCAGAACGUGACUGCCCGCUGCUGUGACCUGCCGUUUCCAGAGCAGGCCUGCUGUGCUGAGGAGGAGAAAUCAGCCUUUAUUGAUGACCUGUGUGGUCCCCGACGUAACUUCUGGCGAGACUCUGCCUUCUGCUGUAAACUGAGUCCUGGGGAUGAACAGAUCAACUGCUUCAACACUAAUUAUCUGAGGAAUGUGGCUCUAGUGGCUGGAGACAUUAGGGAUGCCAAGGACCAGGGGGAGCAGGGCCCAACUCGGGGAACAAAUAUCAGCCCCACCCCUGAGCCCAAGGAAGAGUGA
Messenger RNA from Lipotes vexillifer (Yangtze River dolphin), 1737 nucleotides. RefSeq names its product extracellular matrix protein 1 (gene ECM1). Lineage: Eukaryota; Metazoa; Chordata; Mammalia; Artiodactyla; Lipotidae. The coding region runs from base 1 to 1737 and encodes 578 amino acids. The record is from RefSeq and is a predicted model, not a curated record. Gene Ontology annotation, biological process: regulation of bone mineralization; signal transduction. Gene Ontology annotation, cellular component: extracellular region. The transcript is spliced from 9 exons.